Molecule: messenger RNA, 372 nt
Organism: Fusarium poae
Lineage: Eukaryota; Fungi; Ascomycota; Sordariomycetes; Hypocreales; Nectriaceae
Exons: 2
Coding region: 1-372 (123 amino acids)
Source: RefSeq, a predicted model, not a curated record
AUGUCAUCAGAUGAUCCAGAAGAUUCGAUAACGAUUAGGUACUGCGAGAUGGGAGACUUUCACUGCUGCCAGAGCGACUCUCCAACAGCAGGUAAUUGCUGUUUACUUUCUGAACGUAUCCCUGCACUACACUCUCACCGCCUGUCACGUCGAUCGUACGACGACGACUCGUCGAGUGAUGGGGCACUAGCCGCUGGCACUACUGGGGGAGUUGUUGGUGCUAUUGGCCUGGUUGGCGGCAUGUUCAACGGUAGACGCAGUGCGGCAUUUAAUCCGAUUCUCGCAGAAGCUGAUGCUGGUCCUGAAAGUGUGUUGGUAGAGUCAGACACAAGGCCUGUUCAACCAACUACUGUACAUGAGCUACCGGCAUAG